Molecule: messenger RNA, 2964 nt
Organism: Cladocopium goreaui
Lineage: Eukaryota; Dinophyceae; Suessiales; Symbiodiniaceae
Source: the annotation of a GenBank genome assembly
GAGCAGCUGGAUAAAGCUGCACAAGAGGCAGCCCAAGAGUUGGUUGAGAGCAGACCAGGGCUUGAAAGAAGGUCAGAAAUCCAAAAAAAGCCAGCCAGCAAAGAAUGCAAAAAAAAGCCAGCUUCGAAGAAAGCUUCCUUGCCCAAGGCAAAAAGCUUAAGGCCUGAAAGAAGGCCCACAGAGAAGCAAGGACCAAAAAAAGAAGCAGCACCACAGCCAGAACCAUUGGUGGCAGCAGAAGGGCCAAGGCCUGAAAGAAGGCCAUGGUCAGCAGUGAAAAAAGUCAUGGGCAAGGACCAAGCCUAUCUCAUGGGCCUUUUUGGAAGAGAUUGGAAGCUCAUCAUUGGCUGCACCAAAAGAAUGGGAAAGAUUUUCCGAGGCCGAGCUUAUGCUGGCUAUGUGCCCUGGGGUCAUGAAAAGGAUUGGGAUGAUGGCGACACCUGGACUGGCUGGGAAAGGGAGCCUGAUAGGGAGCUGAGAGACAGGGAGAGAAGGUGGAGGGACAGGGAUGAGGAGGAGGAAUCAUCCUCUGACAACUCCCUGCGCAGGGGGCAGAGGAGACAGGAGGAGGAGGCUCCCAGAAGCACACAGGGCCGCCUCUUUGGCCCAAGCCCUGCAGAGGCAGCCAGGGAAGGCCUGCAAGAAGGCCAAAAAGGGAAAAGCAAAGGCAAAGCCAAGGCCAAAGAAAAGGGGUCAGGUGCAAGCAGCAGCAGGCCUGAAAGAAGGCCAGCUUUUGUCCCUGAGCAUCGACCAGGGGAGGAGGAUUGGGACCCUUUCAGGCAAGAAGCCAGGGGCAAGAGGGGAAGGGAAGCGAGAAAGGCUUUGAGGGCCAGAGACCCUGAAGUCCAAGCCAGGAAAGAGAAGGGCCUGAAAGAAGGCUUUAAGGAAGACAAGGUUCAGCCUUUGCAUGAAGGGAGCAGGAAAUGGAGGAUGAUCAAGGAGAGGGAGAAGGAGGUGAAGGAGGAGGAGGAGCAACUAAUGCUUGAAAGAAAGCAGUUGCUGGAAGAGAAGGCAGCCUUCUUGGAAGAGAAGGCUGCAUGGCUCAGCAAGCAGGAGAUGAGCCCCAGCCCUGCCAGAGGGGUUGUCCUGCAGGAAGGGCCAGGGGCCAGGCCUGAAAGAAGGCCAAAAAGGAAGGACAGCAGCAGCAGCAGGCCUGAAAGAAGGCCAAAAAGGAAGGACAGCAGCAGCAGCAGGCCUGAAAGAAGGCCUAAACAAAAAGCCGGCAGAUCCUCCUCCUCUUCUUAUUCAUAUGAAUACAGUGAAGAGGAGGAGGUAUUUGUGGAGGAGGAGCAGCCAGACUGGCAGGAGGAGGAGGAGGAGAAAGAGGAAAAGGAGGAGGAGGAGCAGCCAAAGAAAAAGGACCCCAAGGACAAGGAAAAGAAAGCUGCAAAGGAGGAGGAGGAGCGAAAGGAGAAAAAGGUUUCCAAGGAAAAGGAAGCUGCAAAGAAGGAGAAGAAGCCCCAAAAGGAAGAGAAGCCCAAGGAGAAGGAGAAGGAAGAUGACAAGGAUAUGGAGGAGGGGAAAACAGCCAAGAAGCGAAAGGAAAGGAAGAAAGUGGUCAAGGAGGAGGAGGAGGGGCAGGAGGAGGGAAAAGAAAAAAGAGAGAAAGAGGUGGAGAAGCAGCAAGAAGGCCUGCAAGAAGGCCAAGUAGGAGCUUCUGAGCCCGAAGCAACUCAGGAAGAAGCAACCCAGGGGGCAACUGCUGAGGAACAGCAAGAGGGCCUGCAAGAAGGCCACCAACCAGAUGCUUCUGAAGAAGGGAAACCAGCUGCUGAGGCUGAGAUAGAGGAAGCAGCAAAGAUGCUUCCAGAAAGUGUAGCAAAGGCAGCCCAGGCAAGCCUGAAAGAAGGCUCUGAGGCUGGUGCCACUUUGACUUCUUCCAGGCUCAAACUUCACGAAAAAACACAGGCAGCCAUCCAAGGCCUGAAAGAAGGCCACCUGUCAGAGGCUGCAUUCUGGCAGGAAAUCUCCAACAAAGACAGAGCUGCCUUGUGGAAAAAAUAUGAAGGAGCCAGGAACAAAGACCCUGAAGCCAAAGCAGCUUGGCUCCAGAUGGGUGGCCCAGGUGUCCUGGAUCAGAAGAAGCAACUGCUUCUGCACUUCCUGAAGACUGGUCAGGCCCAGGAAGGGGGCUUGAAAAAAAGCCAAGAAGUCGCCAACUCCAAGAAGGAGAAAGAAUGGUUUGAGUGGGUCCCCUGGAAGCAGAUCCUUGACUGGUAUGGGGAAGAGGAGGCCCUGGCCAGGGUAGAGAGUGGUUUAAUAGCAGUGAAAAAGGUGGGAAAGAAAUUCUAUGAAUUUCUCCUGGUGAAGAUCAGGACCGAGCUCACACUGGAGCAAAAAAAAAGGAUUGCUGCUGAGCAAGAAAUAGCACUGCAAGGUGAGGAACUGAAGGCCUGCAAGAAGGCCUUAGCAGCAGCAAGAACAAAACAGGAAUGGGAUGACCUUUGGCUUGGAAAAAAGCCACAGAAAGGCUUCCAGGUUGAAGAUGCUUUGUCAGAACCUUCUGAAACUUCUUCUGAACAUGAGGACGAAAGUUCAGCAGAGCAACAUAAUCCUGCAGCAAGUUUCCUGCAAGGCCUGAAAAAAGGCCAGGCUAUGGUCUCUCAGAAAAAAGAAAAAAGAAAUGAUGACAAGCAGAAGCACCUCGCAAAGGAAGAGAAAGUCAAGGAGGAGGACAGCAGAGCUUGCAAGAAAGCUCAGGAAGCCACACAAGUGGGUGAAAACGAAAAGGACAGUAAGGUCAAGAAGAUGCUGGCCUUGGUCAGCAAAGGAGUGGCUGAUUUGAAGAAGGCUUGCAAGAAAGCCAAAGAUGCCAGCUGGGGUGCAGAUGUCCUGCAAGCUCUCAUCAAAUCUAGAGACAGCUUGGAAGAUUUGGCAACAGAUGGUGAGCUGGAAGGCAUCAAGAACCACUUGCUGGAAGCAGCAUCAGCUCUGAAGGCUUUCAAGAAAUUGCUCACUGCCUAG